Molecule: messenger RNA, 192 nt
Organism: Penicillium vulpinum
Lineage: Eukaryota; Fungi; Ascomycota; Eurotiomycetes; Eurotiales; Aspergillaceae
Exons: 1
Coding region: 1-192 (63 amino acids)
Source: RefSeq, a predicted model, not a curated record
AUGGACGAGACUGCGAGGAGCAAGGAUGUUGAUAACGUCUUCAAUGGCUGGCUCAAGGCCGGUCUGCAGUCGGGUGAAGUAAUCACCAGAUCCACUACCCAGAUCGGGGGUGGCGGUCUGGGCGGACUGAACGCAGCACUGGACAAGCUCAAUGCCAAUGUCAGUGGAACUAAAAUUGUCGUGCCAGUCUAA